CGAUCGGCCGGACCUGCAGUCAGUCAACGGGAAGAGACUUCCCCAUCUUCCAGCACAGAACCGGUGAAAGAUUGUCGAGAAUUUCUUGGAGAUGAAGCAGAGGCUCCUUUAACUGCUUGCUGUGGAGAUCGGAAUCAAUGGGGAAGGCAGUCUUAUUUACCGACCAAGAGAACGCCUCCCCGCGCUCCGACAGCUAAUUUUAAAAACUCCUGGGAAUACAGCCACCGAGAGUUGCAUCAUUUCUUGUGAAGACAUUUCGUUAUUGUUCAUUGACCUUUCCCUUGUUACUGAGGCCUUCAAGAGGAGUUAUGUCAACUGCAGCCUUGAUUACUUUGGUUAGAAGUAGUGGGAACCAGGUGAGAAGGAGAGUACUUUUGAGCUCUCGCCUGCUUCAGGAGGACAGGUGGGUGACUCCCACGUGCCACAGCUCCACCUCAGAGUCCAGAUGUUCUCGGUUUGACCCCGACGGCAGUGGGCGUCCAGCCACCUGGGACAAUUUUGGGAUUUGGGAUAACCGCAUUGAUGAGCCAAUUCUGCUGCCGCCCAGCAUUAAGUAUGGCAAGCCAAUUCCCAAAAUCAGCCUGGAAAACGUGGGCCGCGCCUCCCACAUUGGCAAACGGAAAGAGAAUGAAGAUCGGUUUGACUCUGCUCAGCUGACAGAGGAGGUCCUCUACUUUGCAGUGUACGAUGGACAUGGGGGACCUGCAGCUGCAGAUUUCUGUCACACUCAUAUGGAGAAAUGUAUUAUGGAUUUGCUUCCUAAGGAGAAGAACUUGGAAACUGUGUUGACCUUGGCUUUUCUAGAAAUAGAUAAAGCCUUUGCGAAUCAUGCCCACCUGUCUGCUGAUGCAACUCUUCUAACCUCUGGGACUACUGCAACAGUAGCCCUGUUGCGAGAUGGCAUUGAACUGGUUGUAGCCAGUGUUGGGGACAGCCGGGCUCUUUUGUGUAGAAAAGGAAAACCCAUGAAGCUGACCAUUGACCAUACUCCGGAAAGAAAAGAUGAAAAAGAAAGGAUCAAGAAAUGUGGUGGCUUUGUAGCUUGGAAUAGUGUGGGACAGCCUCAUGUGAAUGGGAGGCUUGCAAUGACAAGGAGUAUUGGAGAUUUGGACCUGAAAACCAGUGGUGUGAUAGCAGAACCUGAAACAAAGAGGAUUAAGCUACAGCAUGCUGAUGACAGCUUCCUCGUCCUCACCACGGAUGGAAUUAACUUCAUGGUGAACAGUCAGGAGAUUUGUGACUUCGUUAAUCAGUGCCAUGAUCCUACUGAAGCAGCUCACGCAGUGACCGAACAGGCAAUACAGUAUGGUACUGAAGAUAACAGUACUGCAGUAGUAGUACCUUUUGGUGCCUGGGGAAAGUACAAGAACUCUGAAAUCAACUUCUCAUUCAGCAGGAGCUUUGCUUCCAGUAGCCGAUGGGCCUGAGUGCUGGUCUGGACCUGGAAUUUUCUGUGCAACAGUAUUUGCUGAACUCAUCAAGAAACUGAAAGAUGAAAAGAUUCACCUGUGCCAGAGUAACUCUGUGACUGGCUAGUUCAGUACCCACGUCAGUGUCAAUACUAUUUAUAUAGUAGCUUUUAAUAAAUACUGUGCCCGUUCUAUUUAUUUUCAGCCAUCCAUGCUUAGUAUAAAUUUAUGUGCAAUGAAGCUAUUGAGAGUCUCUAAGUUGAGUGGGCAAACGACAGUGGUUUUGUUACAUAUGACAUGUGUUAAAAUUUUUCUUUUACUUUAUGUUUUCUUGCCGUUGUUAGUUGUUCGUUGUGGUAUUGUGAUGCCAGGGAUUGAGCCCAGCGCUUUUCACGUGAAUUUUGAUGUAUGUAACUUCACCUGUCAGACUAGCAUCUCAUUGUCUUGCCCAUUGCGCAUUGUCAAGCGACCCCUCUGCCUCACCCUUCCAAGCAGCUGGGACUAGACAGGGACACACCACUAUGCCUUGCUUCCAAGGGUUUAUAAUUAAUAAAUAUACUAAGGAGUAAAUGUGAGAUCUGGGCUUUUUGUUACCAUAUUUUGUGUUCUGGACCACUUCCUGGUAAAUGUAGCCAUGCAAAAGAAACUAAUUUAGGUAAUAGUCUAUUGCUAAACUGUAUAUUAUUUAUAGACAGCAUACUUGUGAAAGCACCCUUGUCUUUGAUUCUAUUUUUCUAUAGUUAAGUAUGCUCUAUAGAUGUGACUUCCUUAAGAUCAAAAAAGAAUGUGCAUGCUAAGGGUCUUUUGAUCAAAAACAGUACAAAGUUAUAUAUUUUGUAUAAAGGUUCCAUUUGUUGUUUCUAAUUCUUGUUUGUAUGUAAUAUGUUCAUAUCACUUUCUGUAUAGAGUAAGCAAGUUGGAUAAUUUGUUAGUAACAAUAUCACAUGGCGUGAUGCUGAUAUAGACAACUUGAGAUUUAUGUCUCUGUUUUAUGCAUUUCUAAGACUAAUGAGAAAUAAUAAUUCCAAAACAAAUGCUAAAACAUUCUGAAUCUCACCUGGCUAUGUAAUUUAGGAAUGUAAGACCAUAUUUCUUUUUACCUGAAUGUAAGUUUGCUUUUCAACUGUGAAUCUCUAAAUGUGUGCUUGGAAUUAUAUCUGCAGUUAAUUUUCACACUAUGUAAAUUUGUUACAUGGGAUGUGUAUAUAUGUAUAUUUUGGAGUAAUAUAAAAUUAAAGGGAACAAUCUUGUAUAGGUAA
Molecule: messenger RNA, 2668 nt
Organism: Chinchilla lanigera (long-tailed chinchilla)
Lineage: Eukaryota; Metazoa; Chordata; Mammalia; Rodentia; Chinchillidae
Gene: Ppm1k
Product: protein phosphatase, Mg2+/Mn2+ dependent, 1K
Exons: 7
Coding region: 309-1427 (372 amino acids)
Biological process (GO): protein dephosphorylation
Molecular function (GO): protein serine/threonine phosphatase activity; cation binding
Source: RefSeq, a predicted model, not a curated record